CAGAACCAUGGAUUCUUACCUCCAUGUGCAGAACUCUGCAGCUAACAUAUCUUUGGUGCAACUUUAAAAAACGUGUGUUCGUGUAGUGGACGUUGCGUGUGGACUGUGGAGGUUAUGUUGUGAUUGCGUUGCAGUGUUUAAGUUUAAAACCUUAAUCAGCAGUCAACAUGCCUUUGCCAGAGAAAGUUUUGAUGCGUAAGAUCAAAAAGCGUGAGAAGAAGAAGCUUAAACUUCUGCAGACGAAGACACAGGACACCGAAGAAAGCAUAGAUGAAAGUGCAGAAGAUACGUUGCCCACGCUUGUGACAAAAGAAUCUCUCCAGAAUGAUACAGCCAAAAGGAAACACGAAAACGACGAAGAAUCCAAUAAACAUGAGAAGAAAAAGAAAAAAAAGAAAAAGAAAAUUGAAGAAGAGGAAGAAGAUAGUGAAGAACAAGCAGAGAACGCAGAUGUAGAGAGAGAAUCUGGAAAUGAAGCUAUGGAGAACGCAGAAAAUGAUAGCCAGGACAUUGGGAAAAAACUACCAGGUUCAGGGAUUGCGUUGGAGAUACUGAGCAACAGAACAUUUGAGUCAUUGGCUGACAAGGUCUGUGAGAACACCUUGAAAGCAAUUGCUGACAUGGGAUUCACUACAAUGACAGAGAUCCAGUCACGAGCAAUUCCUCCUCUCUUGGAGGGCAGGGACAUGGUUGGUUCAGCUAAAACUGGUUCUGGAAAAACUCUUGCCUUUCUUGUGCCAGCAGUGGAACUUAUAUACAAAUUGCACUUCAUGCCCCGGAAUGGCACAGGUUGCAUAAUCAUAUCUCCAACAAGGGAAUUGUCCAUGCAGACAUUUGGCGUCUUAAAGGAACUUAUGAAGUACCACCACCAUACCUAUGGUUUGUUAAUGGGUGGUGCCAACAGGCAGACUGAAGCCCAAAAACUUGCAAAAGGUAUCAACAUCAUUGUGGCAACACCUGGGAGACUAUUGGACCAUCUUCAAAAUACUGCAGAUUUCUUGUAUAAAAAUCUACAGUGCCUCAUAAUAGAUGAGGCUGAUAGAAUAUUGGACAUUGGAUUUGAGGAAGAAAUGAAGCAGAUUAUUAAUCUAUUGCCAAAGCGCAGACAGACUAUGCUUUUCAGUGCUACAACAACUGCAAAGACAGAAGCACUCACAAAAUUAGCCUUAAAGAAAGAACCAGUCUAUGUUGGAGUAGAUGACGAGAAAGAUAAGGCCACAGUGGAAGGCUUAGAUCAAGGUUACGUUGUGUGUCCUUCAGAGAAGAGGUUUCUGUUGCUAUUUACAUUCCUUAAGAAGAACAGAAAGAAGAAAGUUAUGGUUUUCUUCAGCUCAUGUAUGUCGGUGAAAUACCAUCAUGAGUUACUCAACUACAUUGACCUACCUGUUAUGUGUAUACAUGGAAAACAAAAACAGACAAAACGUACCACCACUUUCUUCCAGUUCUGUAAUGCUGAGACAGGUAUACUCCUCUGUACAGACGUUGCUGCUCGAGGUUUAGACAUUCCUGCUGUGGACUGGAUAGUUCAAUAUGAUCCACCAGAUGACCCAAAGGAAUACAUUCAUCGAGUUGGUAGGACAGCAAGAGGAGAAGGUGGUAGAGGACAUGCCCUCUUGAUCCUUCGACCAGAAGAGCUAGGUUUUCUGCGAUAUUUGAAGCAAGCCAAAGUCCCUCUCAAUGAAUUUGAGUUCAGCUGGAAUAAAAUAGCUGAUAUUCAGUUACAGCUGGAAAAACUGAUUGGUAAAAAUUACUUCUUGAAUAUGUCGGCAAAAGAAGCAUACAAGGCAUAUGUAAGAGCAUACGAUUCUCACCAUUUGAAGCAGAUAUUUAAUGUGGAGACAUUAGACCUGCAAAAGGUCGCUCUGUCAUUUGGACUUAAAAUACCACCAAGCGUUGAUCUCCAUGUCAACAGUAGCAAAGGGAACCGUCCUAGGAAGAGACUUGGUGGUGGUGGUUUUGGAUAUUUUAAUACUAUGAAUAAACCUGGAGGAGGCAAGAUGGAACACAAAGCAAUGAUCUUCAGGCAGCCACAUAAAAAUAAACCUGGUGAUAAGAGACAGUUUGUUCGGUAGUGGCAGGACACAUUAUCUCAUAUUGGGAAAGGACAAUGAUUGAUGAAGUGUACAAUUCAGUGUAGAUAUUAUGUGAAAAAAGAGAAACAAAUAAAGUCCCAUGUUAAGUUUCGUAA
Molecule: messenger RNA, 2188 nt
Organism: Schistocerca cancellata (South American locust)
Lineage: Eukaryota; Metazoa; Arthropoda; Insecta; Orthoptera; Acrididae
Gene: pit
Product: probable ATP-dependent RNA helicase pitchoune
Exons: 12
Coding region: 168-2072 (634 amino acids)
Biological process (GO): maturation of LSU-rRNA from tricistronic rRNA transcript (SSU-rRNA, 5.8S rRNA, LSU-rRNA)
Cellular component (GO): nucleolus
Molecular function (GO): nucleic acid binding; ATP binding; RNA helicase activity
Source: RefSeq, a predicted model, not a curated record